Molecule: messenger RNA, 627 nt
Organism: Ostrea edulis (European flat oyster)
Lineage: Eukaryota; Metazoa; Mollusca; Bivalvia; Ostreida; Ostreidae
Exons: 2
Coding region: 1-627 (208 amino acids)
Source: RefSeq, a predicted model, not a curated record
AUGGUUCUAGGAAGACAACUGGCAACCAAUCUUGGUCGAAAGAGUUCCUUACUCUCAAAGAGAUUUGAAAUAGUCAUGCCUAAUACGAAAUUUACAAAAGACAAACAGCCUGAUAGCUGCCCCUUCUGCAACAAAGUCAGUAAUGAACCAUGGCAGAACCAUGUUAUAUUGUGUUCUGGGCGAAGAUUUAAAUGUUUGGAAUGUGGAGCCCGCUUCAAGAAGAACGGCUAUCUGCUUAUGCAUAUGAAGAAGCACGAGUCACCUAUGGUAACUCAAACACAUGUGAAGAAGUUGAAGGACAACUCAAGCACUAAAGGAACAGAAGAAUCCAUUUUCGCAAUUCCAGUAGCUACGGUAGACAAACCAGCCGAGACGAAUGAGAGUUCAGGUUAUCAAAGUGACUGGGAAACGCAAGAUCCCGGAGAUUUAGAAGAUGUUUUAGGCUCAUGCAGUGAGAGUGAAGUUGAAUAUUCAGUAAACACAGAAUCCAAAGACCAGUCGACUUCAGAAUUCGAAGUUGGAAGGGUCGUUCGAAAAAGAACACAACCAACUUUAUUUACCGGACCAAAGCAAAACAGUUCCAUUGGUUCCGAGGACACGGCUAACAUGAAGAAGCCAGAGAUCUAA